Messenger RNA from Cheilinus undulatus (humphead wrasse), 4539 nucleotides. Its product is annotated as alpha-2-macroglobulin-like. Gene Ontology annotation, cellular component: extracellular region. Gene Ontology annotation, molecular function: endopeptidase inhibitor activity. NCBI's taxonomy places the organism in Eukaryota, Metazoa, Chordata, Actinopteri, Labriformes, Labridae. The transcript has 36 exons. Bases 57 to 4346 code for a protein of 1429 amino acids. The record is from RefSeq and is a predicted model, not a curated record.
GUCCUUUUUGAGGGCUAUAUAGGUAAUGUCCAGCCUGAGGCUCAUUGCAGGCAGUCAUGGAUCGCCCUGGGACUCAGAUGUUGACAUGGACACUUUGUGUCCUCUUGAGCUGGUUGUGUGUCACUCAGGCAGCGCCAGGACCACACUACAUGGUGGCCAUUCCUUCAGUUCUUGAAGCUGGAGCUGGAACACAAUUUUGUGCAAGCCUCCUAAAGCCAAACGAGACUGUGGUCAUGACUGUCACUCUGAGAUCCAAAGGGGGGAACAUGACCAUCAUCAAGGAGACAUCCAGUCAGGAUUUUCACUCCUGCUUCAUCUUUAUGGUUCCACCAGGGGACAAUGAGGUAGCACAUUUUGAUGUGGAGGUCAGAGGGGCAACGUUUUACUCAAAAGAAGUUAGGAAAGUCAUGAUCAAAACAUACGAACCAAUGACAUUUGUCCAAACAGACAAACCUAUCUACCUGCCUGGACAAACAGUGAAUUUCAGAGUGGUUACAAUAGACACUAAGUUCAGACCUUCUAUCGGAUUGUAUGAUGCCAUCCAAAUUGCGGAUCCAAACAGAAACAAGAUUGGACAGUGGUUGAACCAAACAUCUGGUGGCAAAAUAUUGCAGCUUUCUUACACCUUGAGCUCUGACGCCCGUGAAGGAUCCUACCAUGUAUUUGUGUCACGUGGCAAAGAUGAAAUUUAUCAGUACUUCAAGGUGGAGAAAUAUGUUUUGCCCAAAUUCGAAGUUAAGAUAGAUUCAUCUGAUGAAGUCAGCAUUGGGCAGAAUGAAAUCAGAUUUAAAGUAUGCGCAAAGUACACCUAUGGACAGUCUGUGCCCGGCACUAUCACAGCUAAAAAGUGCCGACCUCUUCAUCUGUAUUUGGCUCGCAGUCAUCAAAGUGAUAUAACUGCCCCAUGCUUUGUUGAAAUGCAGAAGGCAGACAAGUCAGGUUGUUCUACUUUUGCCUUUGAGAUGGCCACUUUCAAAAAGCUUGAUGAAAGCAUGAUGCAGGAUUCACUGCAUCUCACCGCCAAAGUGGAGGAGGAGGGAACAGGAAUAACCCACGAACAGGAGAUGACAAUCAAAAUUUCCUACGUUACUGCAAAGCUGGCAUUUGUUGAUACACCCAAGAUUUAUGAGCAGGGAUCAGAGGUGGUUGGAAAAGUCAAAGCAGUUCAUUACGAUGAUACACCCAUCCACAACAAGUCUGUGUACCUGUUUGAGGGUAACAGGUGGUCACCACGUCAGAUACAGCACCUUACGACUGACAGCGAGGGUUUCGCAACUUUCAGAUACAACACAGCUGGAUCUGAUGGGGACAUCCACCUCCAUGUGAACGACGCACCAGAGGUCAGAGCAGUCUAUUCUAUUAAUAAAAGCGGAUACUUUCAGUCAGGACAUCACACAGUGAUGAUGGCCCGAGAUGCUUCUCCAGAUAGGAAAACAGUCAGCUCCCUGGAGGUGCAGAGCAAGGAGCAAGCAUUGCCCUGUGACACAGAAGAACACAUUUCUGUCAAAUACACUAUUGUGGGAGAGAAACAGGGGUCUGCAGAUGUGAUGUAUUUGGUCUUGGCCAGAGGAGCCCUUGUCAUGCAAGGAUCUGACUAUAUUGAAGUGGGAAAUCAAUCAGUGACUGAGGGCGAGAUCACAUUUAAGAUGACAGUGUCUCCAGAGAUGGCCCCAGAGAUCCAGUUUGUGGUUUAUGCUGUCCUCCCUAGCGAGGUGGUGAUCGCUAACACUGCUGACUUCUCUGUCGAGAAAUGUUUCAGUCAUAAGGUGUCACUGAAGUUUUCUCCAUCCUCGGCCAUCCCAGGAGAGGUAGCCACCUUGCAGGUGACAGCCCAGCCAGACUCACUGUGUGGUGUGAGCGCUGUCGACCAGAGCGUCCACAUCAAGGAGUCUGGGAAAGGUCUUGAUGCCGACAGGAUCUUUAACUUGCUGCCUGUCACAAAAUUAUCCUAUAUUCCCUAUGAGGUUCAAGAUCAUGUAGAAUGCCUGGCUGUUAGGCCCAAAAGAUACAUAUUGCCUGAAGGAAUAGAGGAUACUUACGCCGUUUUUAAGAAUGUAGGGCUGAAAAUGGCAACAAACUUGGAUAUCAGAGUUCCUACAUGCCUGAAGUACGGUGGAAGAAAGUACAUUCAUGAAUCCUUAGAUCACCCUGUUGCAAUGCAUCAUGAAUUUGGUGGUAGUGGGAUUGCGCCAGUAGAGACAGUCCGCUCUUACUUCCCAGAGACCUGGAUAUGGGACCUGGUGGAAACUGGGGAUUCUGGAAUCACAGCUGUUUCCCUCAAAGCUCCCGACACCAUCACCACCUGGGAGACAGAGGCUUUCUGUUUGUCCUCUCAAGGUUUGGGCUUGGCUCCUCAAGAGAAACUCACCGUCUUCCAGCCCUUUUUCUUAGAUCUCAGCCUGCCUUACUCCAUGAUCAGAGGAGAAAACUUCGAACUGAAGGCCACCGUCUUCAACUACGAGAAUAGCUGCUACAUGGUAACUGUGACUCCAGAGGCCUCCUUUGAUUACACUCUCACACCAAAACCUGAAGUAGAGUACACAACCUGUUUGUGCAGUAAUGACCGCAAGACCUUCAGCUGGACCCUGACCCCUUCAUCCUUAGGUGAUGUGAAAGUUUCUGUCUCCGCUGAGGCUGUGGAGUCCCAUAUCACAUGUAACAAUGAAAUUGUGAGCGUGCCAGAGAGAGGCCAUGUCGACAAAGUCUCUAAAACGCUCAAAGUUAAGGCUGAAGGCAUUGAGAAGAAAAGGGCCUCUACCUGGCUGCUAUGUCCAAAAGACGAGGUUUUGACAGAGAAAAUAGAAAUACUGCUCCCCGAGAAUGUGAUUGAAGGAUCUGCCCGUGCUGUCGUAUCAGUGCUGGGUGACAUCAUGGGCCGAGCUAUGGAAAACCUGGAUGGGUUGUUGCAGAUGCCGUAUGGAUGUGGUGAGCAGAACAUAGCACUUCUGGCUCCUAACAUCUACAUCCUCAAAUACCUGCAAGACACAGAUCAGCUGACUCCAGACAUCAAGCAAAAGGGAACCAGCCACCUGACCAGUGGUUACCAGAGACAACUGAACUACAAACAUUACGGCGGUGCUUUCAGCACCUUUGGGUCAGGCUCAGGAAACACCUGGCUGACUGCCUUUGUGAUGAGAUCUUUGGUCAAGGCACAGAAUUUCAUUUUUAUCGACCAAGAAGUUAUUAAUGAGUCUAAGACAUGGCUGGAGAGCAGACAACAGCCCAAUGGCUGCUUUGAACAGCUGGGAAAACUCUUCAACAAUGCUAUGAAGGGCGGUGUGUCUGAUAAAGUCACAAUCACUGCUUACGUCACGGCCGCCUUCUUGGAGAUGAACAGGACCAGAACAGACUCUGUUGCUAAGAGCCUCUUGUGCCUGAUUAACACCGUCGAUGACUUCAGUAACACCUACGCCACAGCUCUGCAAGCAUAUGUCUUCACCCUGGCAGGAGAGAUGGAGAUCCGUACGAGACUUCUGAAACAUCUGGACAGUGUGGCAAUAAAAGACGGAGGUUUCAUCCACUGGUCUCAGUCUGCAACAGACCACUCAUCGUCUUUAUCUGUGGAGAUGACCUCCUAUGUGCUGCUGGCCAUACUUAAUGGUUCUCCUUCUGUUGAAGAACUGGGAUAUGCCAACAGCAUGGUUAGAUGGCUGACCAGCAAGCAGAACUAUUAUGGAGGCUUCUCAUCCACACAGGACACAGUGGUGGCCCUUCAGGCUCUGGCUCUCUACUCCACUAUGGUGUACAGUUCAGACGGUUCCAGUAAGGUGUUUGUAAAGUCUCCUAGCGGUCAGCUGGAGUUUGAUAUAAGCCUGGAUAACAAGCUGCUCUACCAGGAGCAGGUGCUAAAAGAUGUGUCAGGAGAGUACAUCGUAGAGGUGACAGGAAUGGUGUGUGCUUCAGUGCAGAUUUCUCACCACUACAACAUCCCAGCUCCUAUCACAAUAACCAAUCUGGAUGUCAAGGUCACUGCAAAGGCGGAAUGCAACAGCUCACUCAUCAGACCCAUCAUGAGUCUGACCUUGGACACCAUAUACACAGGAAGCCAGGACGUUUCAAACAUGGUGAUCCUGGACAUCAAAAUGCUUUCUGGAUUUGCACCAGACCCUGAGUCACUGAAGGAGCUGAAAGAACAAACAGAUGUGGAACGAGUUGAACAUGAAAAGGACCACGUUCUGGUGUACAUAAAGGAGUUGGCAAAGGACAAUCCCAACCAAUACACACUGAAUCUCAUACAGGAGCUCCAAGUGUCCGACCUGAAGAUGGCUGUGGUCAAGCUCUACGACUACUACCAGCCAAGUGAUGUGGAUCAAGAAGAUUACAUCUGCCCAUGUGCUGCAGCUUGAUGUUUGAAGCGUGGUCAUCUUCAGUCCAUCACUGACGCCAGUCCAAUAAAAAAAAAAAAAAAAAGUACUUUCUGAAACUGCUCUGUUUUUGCAAACAUGCACAAGCAGUCAUCAUCCAUUACAGCUGUGUCACCAAUAGAUUUGUGGAACAUGAAACUUAAUUUCAGUAAAAUUAAAAGCAUUGUAACAGAAA